AUGGCGCCGGUCAUCCUGGAGAUGGACGUGCACUGCCUCCGAUGCGCGCGCAAGAUCCGCAAGGCUGUCCGGAACAUGCACGGGGUGGAGGACGUGCGGGUGUCGGUGGGCACGGGGCUGGUGGUGGUCAAGGGCUCCUCCCUCGACGCGUCGCUGCUCAGGUGGCGGAUCCAGUCCAGGACGGGGAGGCCCGUGGCUGUCGUCAGCGACGGCGGCGCGGCGGAGGAGCCGCCUGCCGGGCAGAUGCUGCACUUGGGCCCGACGCCGCCGCUGGCCGGGUACUCGUACUCGUACCCGUACGGCGGGUACGGCGGCGGCUGGCCGGCGCCCGCGCUCCAGUACGUGCCCGGCGGCAACGUGCUCCCGUACGACGCGAGCCAGUACGGGAUGAUGAUGACGAACGACGCGCCGCCGUGUUACCGCGACGACGGGCCCAGCGGCUGCUGCACCAUGCAGUGA
Messenger RNA from Miscanthus lutarioriparius, 459 nucleotides. The record is from the annotation of a GenBank genome assembly. NCBI's taxonomy places the organism in Eukaryota, Viridiplantae, Streptophyta, Magnoliopsida, Poales, Poaceae.